AUGGAAGAGGAGCAAAGCAGGCUUGGCCUAGGGUCAUCCACCCCAAAUCCAUCUCUGAAUGUGCAAAAUGUAAGGCUUUGCCAAGGGUUUUGGACCCCUUCUCAACAUGUUCCUUUCAUCUUAUCAUUUCAGAAACAUUUCCAAGCUCUUGACGAUGAUAUCAUCGUCGCCAGCAAGCCCAAAGUCGGCAUUACUUGGCUCAAAGCUCUGGUCUUUACCAUCUUCAACCGCCACCGCUACACCUUAUCAAAUUCCCCCUUGAACUCUGCAAACCCUCGUAAAUCGGUCCCUUAUUUCGAGAUCAAUCUUUUCAACCAAAACCCUAAUCCAAAUCUCUCUAACAUCUCAUCUUCCGUACACAACGUUAGUCGAUUCCGUCAAACGUUUGAAUUAUCGGAUUGUUUAUAUGGUCUGAAAUCCCUUCGACAUCAUUGUCUCACAGUGGCGCUUUUUAAAGGUACACUAAAUAUUGCUGAUUGGCCAUUGGAGGACUGUUUCAAGUUAUUUUGCAGAGGCGAAGAAACAUUUGGACCUUUAUGGGACCAUGCUUUGGGGUACUGA
This is a messenger RNA of Hibiscus syriacus, 561 nucleotides long. Its product is annotated as cytosolic sulfotransferase 15-like. The record is from RefSeq and is a predicted model, not a curated record. The transcript has a single exon. Gene Ontology annotation, biological process: sulfation. Gene Ontology annotation, molecular function: sulfotransferase activity. NCBI's taxonomy places the organism in Eukaryota, Viridiplantae, Streptophyta, Magnoliopsida, Malvales, Malvaceae. Bases 1 to 561 code for a protein of 186 amino acids. Gene Ontology annotation, cellular component: cytoplasm.